Molecule: messenger RNA, 3114 nt
Organism: Vigna angularis (adzuki bean)
Lineage: Eukaryota; Viridiplantae; Streptophyta; Magnoliopsida; Fabales; Fabaceae
Product: pentatricopeptide repeat-containing protein At4g32430, mitochondrial
Exons: 2
Coding region: 766-3084 (772 amino acids)
Biological process (GO): RNA modification
Molecular function (GO): protein binding; RNA binding
Source: RefSeq, a predicted model, not a curated record
AGUGAGAUGGACAUUGAUAGAUAUUAAAUUUCCGCAUAUCUUGAUCUAUCACUUUGAGAGGAUGACAUGAUAAAAAAACACAGGGUUGAACUUUUUUCUUCAUGUUGUAAAUGUUAAUGUUACUUCUCCGACACCUGUCCGGUGCAGAUUCUAUCUUGGUUUUGUCAUUGAGGUAAGAAGCGUUGUUACCAAAAACUGAAAAUAGGGUUUGUUUGACCUGACACCUCUAUCGCAAUAGUGAAAAUAACAGUGGUUGCCACCAGUGCGUCGUCUUGCUUCCUCCUUCUCACCACUACUCACUUCAAUCGUUGCCACCAGUUUCGUCGUCUCAUCGGUUCCACUUUUUCACUGCCGUUGGGCUUAGGUUUGGUAAGUUUAUCAUUCAUAUAUAUCGCUCUACCACUAGGGAUUGUUUCUCUUCCUUCAUCUUUGACACCCCAACAUCUGAUUGUUGUGUUGUCCUGCACGAAUCUUGUAUGGUGAGCAAAUCGCUGGACAUUAUUGGUGGAAGGUUCAUUACAAGACAAGGAUAGCCCGUUAUCAGGUCCAAAAUGACUACAGGACACUAAACAUAGAUCACUGGAGAAAUUUUUAUCGGUUUUUUAAGGAGGUAAUGUUGUUUUUAACUUCUGGUUGAGUUUACUAUCUGUUUGUGAGGUUAAUUUGAUUAUUGAUAAAUAUUAUGAAGCCCUUAGUAAGUGUUAAGAAAUUAAAAUAGUGAGUUACUGUAUAAGUUUCUACCAAUUAGUGAGUUACUAUACAGUAAUGCCAUACCCUCUCAAAAUCCUCCAUAAAGUGCCCUUACAACUAUCAUUCAAGCAUGGCUCCAAAUUCUUCCAUGCACUCAAACAUGAACACCACCUGUUCGACCUUAUUCACCACCUAAAUACUGCUUCGGUUAACCGGUCCAUGCUCAACCAUUUGCACAACCACCUCCCCUUUCAAGCUCUUGCUGCAUUCAGGGACCAGUUUCGGUUGCAUUCUCUUCAAAAUGUUGACGAUUGCACCCUUGCCUUGUCUCUCAAGGCAUGUCAAGGAGAUGUGAAACUUGGAUGUCAAAUCCAUGGACUCCUGGUGAGUAGUGGGCUUGUUUUGCUUGUUUCCGUGUCUAAUUCUCUCAUGAAAAUGUACUGCAAGUCUGGGAAUUUUGGGAAGGCUUUGCUUGUAUUUGAGAAUUUGAGUCAUCCUGACAUAGUGUCUUGGAAUACUGUGCUUUCUGGGUUUGAGGAGGGUUUGGAUGCUUUGCAUUUUGCACGUUCUAUGCAUUUUCGUGGGAUAGUUUUUGAUCAUGUGACAUUUACUACUGCUCUUUCAUUCUGUUGGGGUGAUCAUGGGAUUUUAUUUGGGUUGCAAUUGCAUUCUCUUGUGGUUAAGUGUGGAUUUGGUUGUGAAGUUUUUGUUCAGAAUGCGCUUGUAACAAUGUAUUCAAGGUGGGUGAUGUUAGAUGAGGCUAGGAGAGUGUUUGACGAAAUGCCCAAAAGAGAUUUGGUUUCGUGGAAUGCAAUGAUUUCAGGGUAUGCUCAAAAAGGGGAAUGUUAUGGGUUGGAAGCAGUUUUAUUGUUUGUCAACAUGUUAAGUAACCAUAUAUUAAUCGACCAUAUUUCACUUACAAGUGCGGUUUCAGCUUGUGGUCACAUGAAAAACUUAAAGCUCGGGAGGCAAAUACAUGGUUUGGCCCAAAAAGUGGGAUAUGGAACACAUCUAUCAGUUUGCAAUGUUUUGAUGUCAACUUAUUCUAAAUGUGAGAUCCCUAAUGAUGCAAAAGCUGUUUUCAAGGGCAUUAGUAAUAGGAAUGUAGUGUCUUGGACGACAAUGAUUUCUAUUGACGAAGAAGAUGCAAUGUCUCUAUUUAAUGCGAUGAGAAUUGAUGGAGUAUAUCCAAAUGAUGUCACGUUUAUAGGACUAAUACAUGCUGUAACAGUCAGGAAUUUAGUGACAGAAGGUCUAACGAUUCAUGGGUUGUGCAUAAAAAGUUGCUUUUCGUCAGAACAAACUGUCUCCAAUAGCCUUGUUACCAUGUAUGCCAAAUUUGAGUGCAUUCAAGAAUCAAAGAAGAUUUUUGAGGAGCUUAACUAUCAUGAAACAAUAUCUUGGAAUGCAUUGAUUUCAGGGUAUGCUCAAAAUGGCUUGUACAAAGAAGCUUUUUGUACAUUUUUGUCUGCUAUAAAGGUGGUAACGCCCAGCCAGUACACAUUUAGUAGUGUGUUAAAUGCUAUUGCUGCUGCUGAGGAUAUAUCAUUGAAACAUGGGCAAUGUUGCCAUUGUUACUUGCUCAAACUUGGUUUAAACACUGACCCAAUUGUUUCAGGGGCUCUACUUGACAUGUAUGGCAAGCGUGGAAACAUUAUUGAGUCUCAAAGAGUGUUCGAUGAGGCACUUGAACGAACCCAAUAUGCUUGGACAGCAAUAAUAUCUUCCUAUGCCCGCCAUGGAGACUUUGAGGCUGUGAUGAGUUUGUAUACAGAAAUGGAGAGGGAAGGAAUCAGUCCUGACUGCAUCACUUUUCUUUCUGUUUUGGCUGCUUGCUGUAGAAAGGGCAUGGUUGAUGUAGGCCAUAGAGUAUUUGAGUCUAUGGUGAAGAAACAUUCAAUUGAGCCCUCCUCUGAACAUUAUUCUAUUAUGGUGGACAUGUUGGGCCGUGCUGGACAACUAGACGAGGCAAAAGGGUUGAUGCACCUGAUUCCAGGAGGGCCUAGAUUGUCUGUGUUGCAAAGUUUGCUUGGAUCUUGUAGAAUACAUGGGAAUCUGGAGAUGGCUGAGAAAGUUGUCUGUAGUUUGAUAGAAAUGGAUCCAACAAGUUCAGGUCCAUAUGUGUUAAUGGCAAACAUGUAUGCAGAAAAAGGGAAGUGGGAGAAAGUUGCUGAAGUGCGAAAAAAGAUGAGAGGGAGGGGAGUAAAGAAGGAAGUGGGAUUUAGUUGGGUGGAUGUUUCUAGUGUUGAUUCCUUGUAUUUGCAUAGUUUCUCCUCUGGGGAUAAGUCACAUCCUGAGUAUGUGAAUAUUUGUAAAAUGGCAGAGUUUCUGGGAUUGCAAAUGAAUUUUUUGAAAGAGAGCAUGGAGAGGGAAGGAGAGUGGUGUCAUGAGUAACAAAUCCUAAAAUAAAUGAGGAAUUAUAUU